This is a messenger RNA of Pocillopora verrucosa, 635 nucleotides long. Lineage: Eukaryota; Metazoa; Cnidaria; Anthozoa; Scleractinia; Pocilloporidae. The record is from RefSeq and is a predicted model, not a curated record.
AUGAGUAGCAGUACAUUGAUAGAGGUUUUUGGUCACAUCGUGUUUAGUUUCACGCGAGGCGUCACAGAGCAUUACAAUCCUGAAGCACUUGAAUUUACAGCGGAAUCCUUUGGCUACGAUCCAUUGGAAAGCACCGGUCGAGAAUGGUAUUAUCAUCCUGUAGACGAGUUUAUAUUUCAAGAAUACAGCGAUAGAAGGGACACAACUCUUUCUUAUCUUCCUUCGUCAAGUCUCAAUGUGAGAUGUACAGACGCGUGCGCACCAGAGGAAAAUGAGGAGACGUUAGGUGGCCAACAGGAUGAAGAUCAAUCAAUGGCUUGGAAGCGGCUCAGACCAUCUAUUUUAUUCACAGUGGGGAAAGCAAUGUAUAUUGGAGCACUUAUUUCACUGUUAACGUCUACUGGCAUAGGCUCAUUAUUCAUGUCGGUCAUUUAUCUGUCGUAUAAAACUGAACUCAACUGUCAGUUUCACUCUAAAGAGUCUAUUCCAGUACAAGUUCAAUGGAUCAUUUCAAUAUCUGGUAUCCUCUCCUGUGCUUUUCUAUACAUGUGGUUCUUCGUAAGCAUUGUUUUGUUAUUUCGCCCAUUUCAGCUGAUCGGGGUGAAGAAAAAGCUUGUCCUAGCAACGUUUCUAUU